AUGAGACCUAACAAGCUUACAGCAUUGUUACUGAUGGCUGCAGCCAUUAGCUUAAGCCAAGGGCAAAACAUAACAGUAAGCCCAGUGGCAACUAUUGGUAAUUUGAGUUCAGUGGAUAAUCUUACUACUACUACUGUGCCUGCAUCAACAAAAUUACAGGAAACCACAGGCAUACCAACUAAUGCCACACCACGAAACAAUGCCACCCCUGGAAUAAAGAAGAGUGACUGUGAUGGCUUUGAAGUGUUUGUGUUGAAUAACCAGCUCAAUAUACCAUACAUUGUCACAUGCUGUAUCACUGUCCUGUGUGGAUUUUACCUGGUUAUUUUUGGUAAGAUAAAUCUUCACACUGAAGUAAAAAAAGCGUCUCUUACUUUCUUUUCCCCUUGUCUGUCAUGCACCUCUCCUUGUAGGAGGCAAUUUACCCCCCCCCCCCAACAUGCCGCAAGCUCUGCUACAAAGGAGUUAAGGUUUAGCUAGUAGUAGUCUCCGGUUUCAUUAAACAGUAUCGUUACAAUCUCAUUGUUUGUUAGGCUGACCAAAGGCAUUAGUCAUGACGCCCAUGAUGACUCUGGGUCUACUUCAGAAAAUAACCAAAGAAAGGUUCAGUAGUUUCAGUGUGGAAUCUCAGGGCUGGGGACUUUUUAACAGGAAAGGGGAACAUUUUUUGUAAGAGUUUCCAUUCAUGCAGCCUGGAUGCGUGUACAGAUUCUCACUAAUACGACAGCUUGAGCUACACCUGUACACUACAUGUGCACUGUUUUGCAAUUAUUUUUUGGAUAAUUUUUUGAACAAGAAGAGGAACAAGUAGAUCAGUACAGUUUCAGAGACCAUUUAGUAUUGUUGUGAGCUUAACACAUUGCAUGUAUUCAAGUUACUCUGCAUUGUCAGUGCAAUCUACUAAUAGUUUUGUAAUCCUGACUGUGUGUUUGCAGGAUACAGAUUUUUCAAGUGCAGUCUCUUCCUGCUGGGCUUCUUAUUUGCAACAUUUGUUACCUACGUCAUCUGCAGUAACCAUGCUGAUCUACCCACCUGGGGCCUGGUGGCAGUCGCUGUUGCUGUAGGAAUAUUCUGUGGCCUGCUAACAACAUUUGUUACAUACUGUGGAUUAUUUCUGGGAGGUUUUGGUCUUGGCUUUUUCAUUGGGGUUGCCAUCUUCUUUAUUAUAGAGACAUUUUAUCAUGUGACCAUUAGAUGGAUACCUUUUGGAGUGCUGCUUGGUUUGAGUCUGAUAUUCGGUCUUUUGACGAUGAGAUGGCAAAAGGGUUUCUUCAUUGUGGCUACAUCUCUCAUAGGGGCGGCCAUGAUCACAGGCAGUGUGGACUACUUUGUGGAAGAGUUUGUGUUGAUAAGCUACACUUGGCAGUUAAUUAUGGCAGAAGAGGGCAAGAUAGGCUGUUGGGUGACAUGGAUUAUUUUGUCAAUAUUGCCAGUCUUGUUUGUUCUUGGAAAUGUGGUGCAGUUUUGCAAAACAGGAAGAAGCGUGUCUCACAGGAAAAGUAAGCUAUUUUCUGUCUAUCUUUCUGUGGUUUAAACUUCAGGGGAAAAUCAUUAGUAUUUAAAUCAUUUGGGCAAAGUUAAACUUGAGUGAGUUAGCCAGCGGUCUUCUCCCACUCUACUAUGUAACCAAUAGGGCGACCCUCGGGGAAUUGCAGGGCUCCUUGUGCGCUCUUUUGCUAGUGUUGCGUUGCAUUGUAGCUUUGCUUGCUGAUCAUAGCGGAUUAAUUUUUGCCUUCUUGCAAAUCAGUGCGGAUUCAGCCCUUUGUGCUUCUCCCAACCCCACAUUCAUCUUUGUUGAUGAUUUUAAUACCACUGUAAUGUCUUUUAAAGAAGUACUUCUAGUUUAGAAGCAUAACUUUGAAGAUCACUGAUCAUUAUUUAUUAAUAUCUAUUAAACAUAACACUUAGGUGCCUGCACAAUUUGUUGACUUGAAUAAUAAUGAUCUCAAAACUAGAUGUCAGGAGUGGCCUGAACAUGAAACAUGCCAUUACAAUUGAUUUGAAAUUUGUACAUUAUUGCAUUUCAGUCCAAAUUAAAUUUAUUAAUUUUAAUUACAAAAAGUAAAGGAAUGGAGCUGUUUUUAUUCAAUAAAACUUCUAAAUGAAAAAAAAAAACUGUAAGUUUCUUUUUUUAAAAAAAAGACUGACUCCACUAAUUUACAUGUAGGUCAAACAGAACAUAGAACUGUUUCUUUCUCUACUGCAUUGUUUUUGGCAAUUCAUUUAUUUGUAUCAUCAAUUAAAUAAAGGGUCAAGUCAGAAACAUUCAACACUUGUUCAUAACUGGGCAUCCAAAGUAAAGUUUACAAGUAUUACCUAUGUGAUGUGCCCUUUAGUUGUCUUGUAUAAAUAUAUCAGUGAAUAAAAUGUUUGAAAUUUUAUCUGAUGUUAAUUGAUUUUUCAAGGUCAGAGAUUCUCAGCUGCAAGGGGAAGAUAAAGCUAUGAGUAGAUAUUGCUGCUUAACAGGAGUCAUAAAUUAUGUAACAUGUAUCUCUUGAUCUUUCAGGGUCAGAUUCUGUGUCUCUGCAAGGGGAAGAUAAAGCAAUGAAGAGAUACCGCAGCUUAAACAUGAAUGGAGAUGUAGUAGCGAAGGUGGGCAUAGUAAAACUACAUGUAGCCUCAGUUGCCAGUUUUUUAGUAAAGCAUAUUAAUAUAAUUAACAAUAUAUUAUUUUAAUCACAGUCUGUACAUGUAUGUGUUUGUGUGGAUUGACUGUCCACACAUGAUGCAGGGUCCUUGUUGUUUUGACUGACAUGUCUGUUGUUAUGUAUUAUUUGUUGCAGUCCUACUAUACCAGAGAUGAUGAAGAAGGACGUCCAACAGAAGUUUAA
Porites evermanni is the source of this 2831-nucleotide messenger RNA. The record is from the annotation of a GenBank genome assembly. Lineage: Eukaryota; Metazoa; Cnidaria; Anthozoa; Scleractinia; Poritidae.